This is a messenger RNA of Larimichthys crocea (large yellow croaker), 1152 nucleotides long. It is a transcript of the gene med31, whose product is annotated as mediator complex subunit 31. The record is from RefSeq and is a predicted model, not a curated record. NCBI's taxonomy places the organism in Eukaryota, Metazoa, Chordata, Actinopteri, Sciaenidae. The transcript is spliced from 4 exons. Gene Ontology annotation, biological process: regulation of DNA-templated transcription. Gene Ontology annotation, cellular component: mediator complex. Gene Ontology annotation, molecular function: transcription coregulator activity. The coding region runs from base 177 to 572 and encodes 131 amino acids.
CCGUUAAACAUCAAGGAAAGAAGAAGAAGAAGAAGAAGGCAAUAUGGUUCCGCACUUUUGAUGUCGGUGGUUAAACAUCAACAAAGAUCCCUCAUUGUUCGUGUGUCUGUUCGUAUUUCACCUCAGAGCUGACUCCGUCAUCCACAAAGUGACCGCAUCUGUCCCCGGCCGUCGCCAUGGAAACAGAGGAGCAGGCCAGGAACCGUUUCCAGUCGGAGCUGGAGUUUGUCCAGUGUUUGGCCAACCCAAACUACCUGAACUUUCUGGCUCAGAGAGGAGUCCUGAGGGAGCGACCUUUCAUCAACUACCUGAAGUACCUACUUUACUGGAAGGAGCCUGAGUACGCUAAGUUCCUCAAGUAUCCUCAUUGCCUUCACAUGCUGGAACUGCUGCAGUAUGAACACUUCAGGAAAGAGCUGGUCAACGCUCAGUGUGCCAAGUUUAUCGACGAGCAGCAGCUACUGCACUGGCAGCACUACUCCAGGAAACGCACCCGGCUGCAGCAGGCACUGGCCGAGCAGCAGCAGCCGCAACAGCAGCCGCCGCCACACGGGAACGCCACCACCAAGUGAUGAUGUCACUGGAGGUGGGAGGAGGACUUUACAUAGUAAAAGAGUGGAUUACAGCUUGACUGAUUCUGGAUUUAAGAGGCAAAAAUGGAUGUUUGAUGCUGACGCAUUAAUCAUGCUUUUUGUUUUUUUUACAUACACACAUUUUUAACAAGGAUCUCUGACUGUGGAGACAGAGCAGCACAGAUCAAACAGCAUGUCCUGAUAUAUCUGUCAUGAUAUCAAUCGAGCUCUAGCGUGUGGAUCCUGGUGUAGUAAAACUAAUAAUGAACAGCUAAGUUUUGAUCUUUCUGCAACCGACCGAGGAAGUCUUUUCACGUGUCAAGUGUCCGGGAAACUGAAACAUCAGUCACCGAUCUACUCAUAAAAUAUGAUGUUGCAGGAGAGUUGUAAAUCUUGUUUGGGAUAACUGUAUAAACUGAGUGAAUAAACUGCUAUUUCUGAGGUUGUUCUCACGCAGACUGCAAUGUGAACAUUUACAGUUAAAACAGACUGCAGAGAGCAGCUGAAUAUUUGACUGGUUUUCUUUUUACCUUAUUCUACUACUUUCUCUUUAUUGUUAAUAAAAUAUUUGACAUUUGAA